AUGGCAGAUUCGCAGACGGAGAUCGAUCUGGACUCGGUUAUUGACCGCUUGUUGGAGGUGCGAGGCAACCGCCCAGGCAAACCUGUCCAGCUACAAGAAUACGAGAUCAAAUAUCUCUGCACAAAAGCACGCGAGAUAUUUAUAAAUCAACCGAUAUUGCUUGAAUUAGAGGCCCCCAUAAAGAUUUGUGGUGACAUCCACGGUCAAUAUUAUGACCUGCUCCGACUUUUCGAGUAUGGCGGGUUCCCACCAGAAGCAAACUAUCUUUUCCUCGGCGACUACGUCGAUCGGGGGAAGCAGUCUCUCGAGACCAUCUGUCUCCUCCUCGCCUACAAGAUCAAGUACCCCGAAAACUUUUUCAUUCUCCGGGGCAACCAUGAGUGUGCAAGUAUAAACCGAAUCUAUGGCUUCUAUGAUGAAUGCAAACGGCGCUACAAUAUCAAACUGUGGAAGACGUUUACGGAUUGCUUUAAUUGUCUCCCUAUAGCCGCUAUCAUCGAUGAAAAGAUCUUUACAAUGCACGGUGGUCUCAGCCCUGAUCUUCAGUCCAUGGAGCAAAUACGGAGAGUGAUGAGACCUACGGAUGUUCCUGACACAGGUCUGCUAUGUGACCUACUAUGGUCAGAUCCCGACAAGGAUAUCACUGGGUGGUCGGAGAAUGAUCGAGGAGUAUCCUUCACAUUUGGUCCCGACGUGGUGUCCCGAUUUUUGCAGAAACAUGACAUGGAUCUCAUCUGUAGAGCUCAUCAGGUCGUUGAGGAUGGUUAUGAAUUUUUUGCAAAGCGGCAUUUGGUCACGUUAUUCUCAGCGCCUAAUUACUGCGGAGAGUUCGAUAACGCAGGCGCAAUGAUGAGUGUAGACGAAACCCUAUUAUGUUCCUUCCAGAUCCUGAAGCCUGCUGAGAAGAAGGCUAAGUAUCCAUACGGAGGGAUGAACAUGGGUCGACCAGUAACACCACCGCGUAAGCAGAAGAAGAAGGACAGCAAGAUGGGCUGA
Suillus plorans is the source of this 996-nucleotide messenger RNA. Its product is annotated as serine/threonine-protein phosphatase PP1. The record is from RefSeq and is a predicted model, not a curated record. Gene Ontology annotation, cellular component: cytoplasm; nucleus. NCBI's taxonomy places the organism in Eukaryota, Fungi, Basidiomycota, Agaricomycetes, Boletales, Suillaceae. Gene Ontology annotation, molecular function: protein serine/threonine phosphatase activity. The transcript has 7 exons. Bases 1 to 996 code for a protein of 331 amino acids.